UGUACGGAGCCUCAGUAUUUGCUGCGACUCCGUAAUAGUAGGACGCGUCCUCGCGGUGUUUGGCUGGUAACCGCGUCGUAACCAAAAACGCGUACGCGAGGUGCGAGAACGCCCCAGGUAACCGUUUUUGUAACUACCCGCGUGUACCCCGGGUGAAAAUUACCGACUCGUGUUACACAUUUCCUCUGUCUGAUCGGUGUGUACUGCCGUACACUGGACAUCAAUUAAGAGAGAGGAGAAAGAGGGAGUGAAAAGGGCUACACGCAGGGACUGCAGAGAAAGGAAAGACGGAAGGAUUAUAUAUUCGAACAACAUGGCCACUGCGAUCGACGACCGGCAGGAGUUGCUGGAGCAAUUUCAAGCGAUCGACGAGAAUGGGGACGGGUUCAUCAAUCUUACGGAGUUGCGAAGCGCCUUGGACAUCUGUGGCUUCAAGAUGCCCGGUUACAAGGUGCGUCAGAUGAUCGAGGAAUACGACGACAAGCAGAGGUCGGAACACAAGGGACGACUAUCCUUCGAAGAGUUCGAGAAACUCUGUAAAGAACUGAAGGCGAACGAAUUGGGAUCCACGUUUAAACAAGUGGUCUCGAAAAAGGAGAAUUUAGAAACAUUGGGAGGAAUUUCCGAGGCAUCCAGCGAAGGGACCACGCAUUCUGUUAGAUUGGAGGAACAGCUUGCCUUCAGCGACUGGAUCAACACAAAUUUGUCACACGAUCCUGACUUGAAACAUCUGCUGCUCAUCGAUCCGGAAGGCAAGACCUUAUACGACAAGGUUAAGGAUGGAAUUCUUCUCUGCAAAAUAAUCAAUCACUCCUGCCCCGAUACGAUCGACGAACGUACCAUCAAUAAGAAGAACCUGACCCUCUACAAGAAACACGAGAACCUAACGCUGGCCCUAUCGUCAGCCCAAGCUAUCGGUUGCAAUAUCGUGAAUAUCGACGCGCACGAUCUGACGAAAGGUUCGCCUCACCUGGUGCUGGGUCUUCUAUGGCAAAUUAUACGUAUCGGUCUGUUCAACCAGAUCACCCUGGAAAAUUGUCCAGGCUUGGCCACUCUCCUACAGGACGGAGAACGCAUCGAAGACCUUCUAAAAUUAUCACCGGAAUCUAUCCUGCUCAGAUGGGUGAACCAUCAUCUGGAAAACGCCGGUAUAGCCAGGCGAUGCCACAAUUUCCAUACGGAUAUCACCGACUCGGAGGUCUAUACGUACCUCAUCAAGCAAAUCGCACCGAACACGGCUGGAGUUACUCUGGAGGCUCUAAUGGAGCCGAACCACACCUCUCGAGCGGAAAUUAUGUUGCAACAGGCGGCCAAGCUGGGCUGCCGUAGCUUCGUAACACCCAGCGACGUGGUCAAUGGCAUAUACAAGCUGAAUCUCGCGUUCGUCGCCAAUAUGUUCAAUAACUAUCCUGGCCUGGACAAACCGGAAAGCAGCAUCGAAGGCCUAGAAUCCCUGGAAGAGACGAGAGAAGAGAAAACAUAUCGAAACUGGAUGAACUCGAUGGGCGUGAUGCCUCAUGUGAAUUGGCUGUACUCCGAUCUGGCCGAUGGUCUGGUCAUCUUCCAGCUUUACGACAUCAUCAAACCAGGCACAGUGAACUGGAACAGGGUGCACAGAAAGUUCACGAAACUGCGCAAGUUCAUGGAGAAAUUGGAGAACUGCAAUUACGCGGUCGAGCUUGGGAAAACGAUGAACUUCUCGUUGGUCGGAAUCGCUGGCCAGGAUAUCAACGAUGGAAACGCCACGUUGACUUUGGCUUUGAUCUGGCAGUUGAUGAGAUCGUACACGCUGUCGAUUCUCACGUCGCUGGCAGGCACCCAAGGUAGCACUUUGGUCGAGAAGGAGAUCGUUCAGUGGGUGAACUCGAAGCUUCAAACGGCAGGGAAGACGAGCGGUAUCAAGGGUUUCCAGGAUUCGUCGAUAGCCGAUGGAAAGGUGGUGAUCGAUCUUAUCGACGCCAUUAAGCCGGGGUCUGUGAACUAUGACCUCGUGAAGGAAGGUGGAACCGAAGAGAACAACCUGGACAACGCGAAGUACGCGAUAUCCUUGGCCCGAAAAUGCGGCGCACGCGUGUACGCGCUGCCAGAGGACAUAACCGAGGUGAAACCGAAGAUGGUGAUGACUGUGUUUGCCUGUCUGAUGGCGAUGGACUACAUCCCCAAUAUGGAUUCCGUGAAGCAGCAGAACAACAUUGCGAACAACGGUCAAUAAUGUCGCGCCGCUUGCGAUUCGUCCGCGUACGAUGUUUUCGCUGUGCACGGCAGGAACUGUGUCGACUGAGCCACGGUUUGCGCGCCGUGUCUCUUCUACGAGCGUAAUAAUUGUAUAUACACCUAGGUUAGAGUAGUUUGUUUUCCAAGACCGGAGCGACAAAAAAAAAAAAAAAGAAAAAAAGAAAGAAAGAAAAAAAGAGAAAAGAAUGGAGAAGAAAGAAAAGGAAAAUGGAGAAAUAGCGAACCGAGAGAAGGGGAGGAAAAAAUCGCUUAAUAUAGAGAGACGACGAUUUAAACGAACGCGUUCUUUUCACGUCGUCCGCUAGUUAGGCAGAUACUUCGCAAGAUUCGGUUUGAUUCAGAGCAUGCGACGAAAGUGAUUUUCCAAAUGGUGGUUUUUGAAAUUUUUUUAGUAGAUAGAGUGGAAGAAGGUAGAGGACAGAUCGUCACGUAGACUUUUGCUAGCGAGCUUUCAGUAAGAAUCGUACGAGGAUACAAGUGGAAAGUGUUUGUCAUAAUCGGACGGUUCGGACGACGCUUUAGAUAACAAUUUUUUUUCCCCCAUUUUUUGCGGAAAGGAAACAUGUUUCGACGAGAUAUAAUGUUGCUUAUCGAUCGCUGAUUGUUCGCCGAGUAUGUACCGUGCACCGUGGUUUGUGAUAUGGGAUUUCUCCUUCUCCGAAUGUUUCCGCAAUCAUAUCCCUCGUCUCACUCUCUCAAUAUUUGUAACCGUGAUCAUUUUUUAGAUUUGUAUAAAUCGAUUUUGUAACGAUGUCUGUCUGUCAAUGGUAUCGACGAUAAGAGGAAGAUUCGAUACGACGAUCACGAUCUUAUACGAAAUAUCUGAACGUUAAGAGACUUCGGUAACUCGAGGGGACGAAAUAAUUCGCGUAUACCGGAUAUACGUGGCUUUCAAAUUGUCGAUUAUAUAUACAUAUAUACAUAUAUUUACAUUCUUAGAUCAUAUAUACAUAUACAUUUGAGAUGUGUACACGUGUUUGAUACCGCGAGUGUGAAAAUUGUCAAAACUUCACAAUGACAAUGUCUUCGAUAGAUGAGUCAAUCAAGCGAGCAAUUCGAACGAAACGAAACCUCUAGGAAAACGUUGUAUCUAUGCAUCUAGCGAAAGAAAGAAACAACAAACGGCUUUAUACGAAACUUAUAUCGCGAGGUACCAUUUCCUAAUGUUCAUCUCUAAAUAGAUCGUAAAAAAUUGUUCGUAUCGUUUUCAGGUAAAUAUUUCAUUUUCAUCGAACGAUACGUCUGAAGACGAAUUAUACGCGAUAUUUGGAUUCGUUUAAUUAAAAAAAAAAAAAAAAAAGAAAAAAGAAAGAAAGAAAGAAAGAAUAAUACCAAUCGAAGGCAACAUACAAAAGAGAACGUAUAAGAACUGAAACUAUCGUCGUAAAUUUGUGACUUGUCGAGCUUUUUUUCAUUUUCGUGUUGUACCCAGUCAUUCGCCAUGAUUUAACACGGUGAAUACUAUCGAUGCGACGCGUGAACCAAUUCCAUAUAUCGUCGACGAACGAAAUGAACGCACAAGGAUCAUUGUAAUCGUGCCAUUAUAAAUAUCGAAAUCGUAAUCGUGAUUGGAUGCUUGUUGUAAUAUUUAACGAUCGAUUCCAACAAAACGUACUUACGUAUUUAAAAAA
This is a messenger RNA of Bombus impatiens (common eastern bumble bee), 3866 nucleotides long. It is a transcript of the gene Fim, whose product is annotated as plastin-2. Bases 314 to 2212 code for a protein of 632 amino acids. Lineage: Eukaryota; Metazoa; Arthropoda; Insecta; Hymenoptera; Apidae. The record is from RefSeq and is a predicted model, not a curated record. The transcript is spliced from 4 exons. Gene Ontology annotation, cellular component: cytoplasm; actin filament bundle; actin filament. Gene Ontology annotation, biological process: actin filament bundle assembly; actin filament network formation. Gene Ontology annotation, molecular function: actin filament binding; calcium ion binding.